GGAGGGGCGGCCGCGGGGCCGCCGCUGCCGCCGCCACCAGGGAGGAUCCGCCCUGGGGCUGCUCCAAGAUGCACAGGACCACCCGGAUAAAGAUCACGGAGCUGAACCCCCACCUGAUGUGCGCCCUGUGCGGCGGCUACUUCAUCGACGCCACCACCAUCGUGGAGUGUCUGCACUCCUUCUGCAAAACCUGCAUCGUCCGCUACCUGGAGACCAACAAGUACUGCCCCAUGUGCGACGUGCAGGUGCACAAAACCCGGCCCCUGCUCAGCAUCAGGUCGGACAAAACCCUCCAGGACAUUGUGUACAAGCUGGUGCCGGGGCUUUUCAAAGAUGAGAUGAAGAGACGGCGCGACUUCUACGCCGCGUACCCGGUGGCCGAGGUUCCGAACGGCUCCGGGGAGGAGCGCGGGGAGGUGUUGGAGCAGGAGCAGGAGCAGGAGCAGGAGCAGGAGCAGGAGCAGGGGCCACUGCCGGACGAGGGGAUCGUCAGCCUGUCCAUCGAGUUCCACCCGGGCUCCAGGGAGGACCAGAAAGGCCCUGUGGAGAACGGGGACCUGGACAGGGACAAGAGCCCCGGGCUGCGGUUCCUGCGCUGCCCCGCGGCCAUGACCGUGAUGCACCUGGCCAAGUUCCUGCGCAACAAGAUGGAUGUGCCCAGCAAGUACAAGGUGGAGGUGCUGUACGAGGACGAGCCCCUGAAGGAAUAUUACACCCUGAUGGACAUCGCCUACAUCUACCCCUGGAGGAGGAGCGGUCCCCUGGCACUCAAGUACCGCGUCCAGCCCGCCUGCAAGCGCCUCAAGCUGUGCCCGGCGGUGCCCUCCGAGGGCACCAACACGAGCGGCGCGUCCGAGUGCGAGUCCGGCAGCGACAAAGCGCAGAGCCCCGGGCUGGCCGUGCCCGCCGCCGCCGUGCCCAGCCCGGCCCUGCCCAGCCCCGCCGCCCCCGGGCACGGCUCGCCCGGCCCCGCACUCAACGGCUCGGCCUCGAACUGUCACCCGCUGCCACCCCGGCCGGGGCCGCAAAGCGACUCUGAACGGCAGCGCCGGCUCGGCCCUGACCUAAAAACCUCCGGGGAUUCCCAAAAGAAACCCUCCAGGGACCGCUCGAAUCCCUCCAGGCACUCCUGAAAUCCCUCCAGGGAUUCCUGAAAAUCCUCGAGAGAGACCGCUACAAUCCCUCCAGGGACUCCUGAAAUCCCUCCAGGGAUUCCUAAAAACUCUCCGGGGGUUCCU
Messenger RNA from Corvus hawaiiensis (hawaiian crow), 1238 nucleotides. RefSeq names its product polycomb group ring finger 2 (gene PCGF2). Gene Ontology annotation, biological process: negative regulation of transcription by RNA polymerase II. Gene Ontology annotation, molecular function: promoter-specific chromatin binding. The record is from RefSeq and is a predicted model, not a curated record. Gene Ontology annotation, cellular component: PRC1 complex. The transcript is spliced from 10 exons. NCBI's taxonomy places the organism in Eukaryota, Metazoa, Chordata, Aves, Passeriformes, Corvidae. The coding region runs from base 69 to 1133 and encodes 354 amino acids.